AUGAACAAGCUCACUCUAAUUGCAGGUCUUUCUUUGAUCAUUGCCAGUUUGGCCACUUCCUCCAAACUGGUGUGUUACUUCACCAACUGGUCCAAAAAUAGAGCAAAUGAAGGGGAGUUCACCAUUUCAGAUAUUGAUCCAAACUUGUGUACCCAUCUGAUCUAUGCCUUUUCUGGCAUAAAUUAUGCCAAUGAGGUGGACCCUAAUGAGGCGGGUUACGAACAAAGUUACAAUUCCUUUAACGGACUAAAAGAUAGAAAUGCAGAUCUCAAAACCCUUCUAUCAGUGGGUGGUUGGGUCUUUGGCACACAGAGAUUCAGCAUGAUGGUAUCAACACCAGCCAACCGAGAAAAAUUCAUACAGUCUACUAUCAAACUACUGAGAGAUUAUGGUUUUGAUGGGAUUCACCUGGACUGGGAAUUUCCUGGAACACGAGGGAGUGCUCCAGAGGACAAACAGAGAUUCACACUGUUGUGCAAGGAACUCUUAAUUGCUUAUGAGGCUGAAGGAACAUUAACUGGCUAUCCCAGAUUACUGGUCACUGCUGCACUGGCUGCUGACAAAGGAAUAAUUGAUAUCAGUUAUGAAAUGACUGAGCUUGGCAGGUACCUGGAUUUUAUGGUUGUGAUGGCAUUUGAUCUUCGUGGCCCCUGGGAGGGUGUCACUGCUCAUCACAGUCCCUUACACUGGAGAUCACAAGACACUGCAAGCAGCAUAUACUUAACCAGUGACUUUGCAAUGCAGUAUUGGCUGAACAAUGGGGUACCUGCGGAAAAGCUCAUUUUGGGAUUUGCUGCAUAUGGGCGAACCUUUACGUUGACCUCUUCAUCCAAUGAGGUUGGAGCACCAGCCACUUAUGCUAAUUAUGCAGGCCUUUACACCAGGGAGGCGGGUAUCUGGUCCUAUUACGAGAUUUGUUUUUAUCUUGAAGGAGAAACAAUCCAUUGGAUUGAAGACCAGAAAGUCCCAUAUGGCACCACAGGAUAUCGGUGGGUGGGAUUUGACAACAGAGACAGCAUUAAUUACAAGGCGAAGUAUAUAAAAGAAAACAACUUUGGAGGAGUCUCUGUCUGGUCUCUGGACCUGGAUGAUUUCAAGGGGCAGUUCUGUAAAGAGGGAAAAUACCCCCUCAUUAGCCAUCUGCAUCGUCUCCUGAUUUCAGGUAAGCCCAAAGAUUGUGAAAAAUGUCGAUACUAUCCCGGUAUUUUAAUGAGAUUGUAAUCACUUUGAUUAGCUUGUACUCUAAGUUUUAUCAAGUGUAAAUGUUUUCUUUCACGUGUGAAAUGUCAGCAGUUAAGCUUCAUUUUACAAAGCAAUGAUAGUACUCAAACUACUUUUAAU
Molecule: messenger RNA, 1341 nt
Organism: Plectropomus leopardus (leopard coralgrouper)
Lineage: Eukaryota; Metazoa; Chordata; Actinopteri; Perciformes; Serranidae
Source: RefSeq, a predicted model, not a curated record